Aspergillus uvarum CBS 121591 is the source of this 558-nucleotide messenger RNA. RefSeq lists its product as uncharacterized. The transcript has 2 exons. The record is from RefSeq and is a predicted model, not a curated record. NCBI's taxonomy places the organism in Eukaryota, Fungi, Ascomycota, Eurotiomycetes, Eurotiales, Aspergillaceae. The annotation marks the transcript as partial.
GCGCUGAAGUGGCAGUCGCAGGCGUUGGCGGGGCUGCCGACGAUGGUGGAUGUGUGGAAGACGGCGUCGGCGGACCUGGGGAAGCGGUUCGCGCAGGCCAAGAAGGCCGCGAUCGACGGCAGGGUCGCCACGGUGACGGUGCUGGGCGUGGAUCUGGUGGACGUGGAGCUGCUGGACCGCGGGGAGAUCCAGAACCGCGACACGGAUUAUACCUCCUUCGCGCAUACCUUUGUGUUGGCGGUGGGGCGGGAAGGCUUUCGGGUCUACCAGGCGUGGCGCGCGCGGGGCCAUCGGUUCGACCAGUACUUGGUGAAUGAUGGGUCGAGGCUUCGCUCGUGGGCCGAGUCGAAGUCCUUCCUCCGAAGCUUCGGCAGGCUCUGUCGGUCUCAGAAGAAAUGGUCGCCGGAGUUGAACAGUGCGUAUGCAGAGUGUUUUGGCAUUGAUCUGGACUCGAUCUGUGGGGACGGACGGCCGAAGCUUCCUAUUGUCCCUGUUUACCGGCCCUGGGUGAGAAUCUUCGAAAUCAACGACGUCAAGGCCGAACAUAUCAGGAAGUUU